Messenger RNA from Geodia barretti, 2545 nucleotides. The record is from the annotation of a GenBank genome assembly. Lineage: Eukaryota; Metazoa; Porifera; Demospongiae; Tetractinellida; Geodiidae.
CGCAUGGUGCACACAAAACUAAGUAUAUCUAGAAAGAAAGUUUAGCUAUCUAGUAAUCCAAGGCAAGCAUACCGAAACCCUAUAUAGUUAGCCACGUAACCUACAAAAGUUCAAAGUGUGGGAGUGGCAGAAGAAGUUCACGAAGAACAUAAUACCAUGGCUACCUCGCACAGACGCUUCAGAUCACUAUCCGACACACUGACGAAAAACCCUCGUUCAAUCGGAAAGAUGUUUCGCCGAAAGUCUAAGUCGUCGCUAAAAGAGGAGGACGGGACGCUAACAACCCAUGCACCUACUACCUCCACAGCGAUCGACAGCUACUCGACCAACGGGAAAACUAAAUCACCAAAGAAAGUACUGUCUCCUUCGCGAAGCGGGAAGCUAAAAGAGCGUCACAAGAAGGAAGCGUCCAUGUCCAAUGCAGUGAGCGGGAACUUGCAGGAUAACUCGCGCCGCAUCGUUGUCGCCAUUGACUUCGGAACGACGUACAGUGGCUACGCGUACGCCUUUCGACGCAAACCGGACGAAAUCCACCUGAUGCGCCGAAAAGAAGCCGGUCAAGUCGGCGGUCCUUCGCACAAGAUCCCGACGAUCCUGUUGAUGGACGAGCGGGAGCAGUUCCAUGCGUUCGGCUACGAUGCGCGCGAUGCGUACCACGACAUGACGGAGGAAGAAUCACAAAAAUGGCUCUACUUCGAGAAAUUCAAGAUGGAAUUACACUCGAGAAAGGAGUUGCACCAGAGCAUGGAGUUGGAGGCAACCAACGGCCGGAGAGUGAGAGCGACUGUGGUGUUCUCACACGCCCUCAGGUUCUUCCGUGACACUUGUCUCAGGGAGCUGACUGACAUGGCCAUCGCCGACCACCCCAUCAGCAUGGUCGACAUUCAGUGGGUCAUCACCGUCCCCGCCAUUUGGAGGCAGUCGGCCAAACAAUUCAUGAGACAUGCGGCUAACGAGGCUGGAUUGAUCACCCCGUCCACCACCAAGCAACUCAUCAUAGCCCUCGAGCCGGAGGCAGCCUCCAUCUACUGUCGCAAGCUGCGGAUGAGAGAGUGCAUCCCCGACACUGUCCCGGCUCUGUCUGUCUCUCCGUCUCCUUCGCCCUCCACCGGAGCCCCGAAAUACACACUCGCUGGGAGCCACAGUACCAGCAAGUCAAGUCUGAGUCCCUCCACUGAAGCAGGUGCCUGCAUAUCAUCUCAGCCCACGUACAACGGUCCUCGGGAGAAGAUUUCUCCAACACACCACGCGCUCACCAGCUCUGCCAUCCUCAGCCAGCCAAUGUGUCCCGGUGCCUUUGCGGCCGACUUCAGUUUCGGGAUGCGGUACCUAGUGGCGGACUGCGGCGGCGGUACCGUGGAUCUAACAGUCCACGAACUGGACGAGGGAGGGAAGCUGAAGGAGCUGUACAAGGCCACCGGAGGAGCCUGGGGAUCCAUGGGCAUCGACUGCCAAUUUGAAGCACUCCUCGCCGACAUCUUUGGAGAGAAGUUCAUGGCACAUUUCACCCACAACAAGCCCAUCAGCUGGGUGGAGCUGAUGAGUCUAUUCGAGGCCAAGAAGAGAGCGUUUAAUCCGCAGAAGAACCUCCCGGUCAACAUCUCCCUCCCGUACGCCUUCAUAGACUACUUCAGAGAGAGAACGGGCCAGAGUGUGAAGUCUGCUGUAGACUCUUACGGAGACACGGGAGUCCAGUGGACCUCCCAGGGAAUGCUCCGGCUUCACCCCUCCGUCAUGAUGACACUGUUUGAACCCAUUGUGACUUCCAUCGUCCGCCACAUCUCGGACCUCCUCCUCAUCCCGGAGCUGAGCCGCAUCGAGUACCUCUUCCUGGUGGGCGGGUUCUCCGAGUCUCCCGUUCUCCAGGAGGCCAUCCGCGUCGAGUUCCGCAACUACCUGCGUGUUGUCAUACCACAGGACGUCAGUCUCACCAUCCUCAAGGGAGCCGUGAUGUUUGGCCUCGACCCAAGCCUCGUACACAUAAGACGCUCCACUCUCACUUACGGCGUGGGCUGUCUCCAUCCGUUUAUGCCCCAGAAACACCCGAUCGAGAAGAGAGUCACAAAGGGUGGCCGGGAAUACUGCACAGACGUCUUUGACACUUUUGUCUACGCCGACCAGCCGGUGUCUCUUGGUCACGCAGCCAUCAGGAGCUAUGCUCCAGCCACUUCCAGCGCAACCUCCACAAUCAUCACACUCUAUGCCAGCGAAAAGGAGUUUGUACGGUUCGUGACGGACCCUGGGGUCAGGAAAGUGGCCCAGCUGAAACUGGAGAUGCCUCAGCUGCAGAGCCGCUGCAGAGAGCUCCACAUGUCCAUGGUGUUCGGAAAUACUGAGGUGACAGUGGAGGCAGUGGACAUUACCAGUGGUCAGACUGCUGCGGCCUCAGUCGACUUUCUAAACAAAUAAAUCAUCUGCCUUUUUGUGUGUAUUUUUCAUGUGUCAUCUCAUACCUCACAACUAUUACCGACCUCACAACCAUUACCGACCUCACAACCAUUACCGACCCCCUUUCUUCAUCAUUGUUUUCUCACGUCAUAAUGAC